AUGUCUAAUAUGCUGGAGCUGUUUAAGCCGCUCAAGAAGGUCUUCAAGAUCGAUCUGAAGGAACCCACCACGGACAACAAUGUGUUCAAGCUGCACUACAGAGCCAGUGUGCUAGUGUUGCUGGUUUGCGCUUCUCUGGUGGGCUGGAAGGAGUACAUAGGAGAUCCGAUAAUAUGUAUUUCAGAUCAAAAGAUACCGGAGAAGAUGAUCAACGCCUACUGCUGGACCAUGUCAACGUUCACCCUCCCGCGUCGCGCCAUAGAUCGGCUUGGCGAGGACGCUGCCCCGGGAGUCGGCCUGCAAGACGACGGCGAUGAAGAGAAGACGCACAAGUACUACCAGUGGGUGUGCAUCUCCUUGUUUCUGCAGGCGAUGCUGUUCAAAGUUCCCCGCUCUCUGUGGAGCAUUUGUGAGAGGGGCCGUAUGAAGAGCAUGGUCCAGGAUCUGGACCAACCUGUUGUGACCAAGAAAACAGAGAAAGAGCGGAAAGGACUUCUGUUCGACCACCUGAAGUACAGCUUUGGCCAUCAAAACCAUUAUUUCUAUCGCUUUUUCUUGUGUGAAGUUCUGAACUUUGUGAAUGUGGUUGGGCAAAUCUAUUACAUGGAUUUGUUUUUGGAUGGGGACUUCAUGCAUUAUGGCACCCAAGUGAUGGAUUGUGAUUGGGACUUGAAUGAAUGUGAUCCAAUGUCGAGAAUUUUCCCAAAGGUGAGCAAGUGCAACUUCUUCAAAUUUGGACCUAGUGGGACAUUACAAAAGUAUGAUGCUCUGUGUGUACUUUCCAUCAAUAUUAUUAGCGAGAAAAUUUAUGUCUUUUUGUGGUUUUGGUAUAUGGUGGUUGCAACUAUCACUGGUUUCAUGAUGGCUUACCGUGUCUGUGUGAUGAUGUCUUUUAGGCUGCGCACAUACCUUCUUUCCUGUCGUGCUUGGCGAUGCCAGUUUCGCAUUGUAGAGUCAAUCUGCUACAGCUGUGAAAUUGGUGACUGGUUUGUUUUGUACCAAUUAUCCAGGAAUAUUGAUCAACGUAUUUUUGUGGAGCUAUUGAGGUCUAUUGAUUUACAUGUUUUUAGCUCUUGUGUCGGUGCAAACCCUUGCAGGAACUCUUCAAGGAAGGUUCGAUUUCGUGACGAAAUUGGCGAAAGUCUGGAACUCCCUGAGAAGGCUGUGCUUCCAGAACCUGUCAAGGAACCAGAGAAUCCCGAAUCCUCAGAGGAUUUGAAAAGUGAUACCUACAAGGUCAAAGUGGUUUCGUUAGAUGAUGUUGAGAGUGGUCAUGCUUACUGUUUUGUGAAAGCUAAUUAA
This is a messenger RNA of Thrips palmi, 1302 nucleotides long. RefSeq names its product innexin inx2-like. Bases 1 to 1302 code for a protein of 433 amino acids. The transcript has a single exon. Gene Ontology annotation, biological process: phototransduction. NCBI's taxonomy places the organism in Eukaryota, Metazoa, Arthropoda, Insecta, Thysanoptera, Thripidae. The record is from RefSeq and is a predicted model, not a curated record. Gene Ontology annotation, cellular component: plasma membrane; gap junction. Gene Ontology annotation, molecular function: gap junction channel activity.